Molecule: messenger RNA, 755 nt
Organism: Thrips palmi
Lineage: Eukaryota; Metazoa; Arthropoda; Insecta; Thysanoptera; Thripidae
Exons: 3
Coding region: 1-441 (146 amino acids)
Source: RefSeq, a predicted model, not a curated record
AUGGACGGCCUGCUACCGCCCCACUGCUUCCGCGACUGUGGCACCCACACUGUGAGUCUGGCCAUCCCCGGCGACCUGGCCAACCUGGCGCUCGGCACCAGGGUGCGGCCCAGCGCGCGGAAAGCCAGCACCGAGCUGCUGGCGCCCCGGAAGAAGAAGGACAAGAAGGACGACGACGACGACUACGAUGACGACUACGACGACGACGACAAGGAGUCCAAGCAGGGCGGCGGCCCGGCCAAGACGUUCAAGAUCAAGAAGCACAAACUCAAGAAGUGGCUGCUGCCGCUGCUGGUGGGCUACAAGCUCAAGUUCAUGACGCUGGUGCCGCUGCUGUUCGCCACCCUGGCGCUGCUCGUCGCCUCGGCGGGCUUCGCCGGCUUCUUCUUCGCCAUGUUCACCGCGGCGCUCACCCUGCCCAAGAGCGGCGGGCACCACUAGGUUGCCAUGGCUACCCCUGUCUUGCUUACCAAAACGACCGGAACGAGUGGGGACGCCGACGGAGGCCGCUCACGCGCAGUAGCGCUCGCGGGGGCGGUUCCGUCGUGAGGAACGAUGAUUUGCGUUGACACUGUUACGUUAGAGGGCAGCCGAGACUAUCUGGACUGUGUCGUGUUCAGUUUGCUCAAUGGUCGUCUCUGCAUGCGCCAAACCGGUUCUCGCCGUCCCCGACAGUGCCGCGGCAGAGCGGCGCCGCCGCCAGUCGGUCUGGUCGACCGGCUCAGGCCCAGCGCCCCUGUCGAGUCCGGGGUGGG